Messenger RNA from Myxocyprinus asiaticus (Chinese sucker), 2446 nucleotides. Its product is annotated as cannabinoid receptor 2-like. Gene Ontology annotation, cellular component: membrane. The transcript is spliced from 4 exons. Gene Ontology annotation, molecular function: cannabinoid receptor activity. The record is from RefSeq and is a predicted model, not a curated record. Lineage: Eukaryota; Metazoa; Chordata; Actinopteri; Cypriniformes; Catostomidae. Gene Ontology annotation, biological process: cannabinoid signaling pathway. Bases 163 to 1308 code for a protein of 381 amino acids.
UAUAUGUUAUUGUGUUGUAAUCAGAGGCAACUGCAGAAAGAUCGGAUAUGAGAAAGACAGAGAAAAAAAUAUCUGGUUUCCUCUGAAAAUACACUACCAACGGCAAAACAAAAGAACUGUGUGGUGUUUUGUCCAGCAGAGAUAAUUUUUGUCUUGUGGAAAAUGGAGAACCAAACCGAACAUGAUCCAGAAGCAACCACUGUGCUUUAUUUAAAUGAAAGUAGACAAAAUGUUUCAACUGCAGGAGAAAGCUUGUGCAAUAGCCUUAAGUGCUACAUGGUCCUGACUCAACAAGAGAAGAAAGCUAUUGGCUCAAUCUGCUUCCUUGCUGGCCCUGUGACUUUCCUGGAGAACAUUCUAGUGCUAGGGGUCAUAGCGAGCUCUGCCACCCUGCGCAGUCGCCCAUCAUACCUGUUCAUCAGCAGCCUGGCACUGGCAGACACCUUUGCCAGCUGUUUCUUCACCAUCAGUUUUCUAGACUUCCAUCUUUAUAGUAAUAAUGAUAGCCCUAAUACAUAUCUCUUCAAGCUGGGUGGUGUCACAAUGGCGUUCACAGGCUCUGUGGGAAGCCUGCUGCUGACAGCGCUAGACCGCUAUCUCUGCAUCUACCAGGCUUCCAAUUACAAGGUGCUACUAACACGCACUAGAGCCAAGCUGGCUAUAAUUUUAUUAUGGUGUAUAACAAUUUUCAUCUCCUUUCUCCCUCUGAUGGGUUGGAGGUGCACAACUUGGUUGGAUCGCCCUUGCUCCCGUCUUUUCCCCUAUGUGGAUCAUCACUACCAGGUCUGCUGGUCAGGCCUGCAACUCGUGGUGCUCUCCCUCAUCAUUUUGGCCUAUGCCCUCAUUCUGUGGAAGGCACAUCGGCAUGAAGCAGUAAUGGGUGGACCGCAGCUGGGGAGGCUGAGUCUUCGAGGACAAGCUCGAAUGCGCAUGGACAUCCAGCUUGCACGCACCUUCAGUUUGAUCCUCCUGAUCCUUGCAGUGUGCUGGCUGCCCGUCCUUUCCUUCAUGAUAAUAGAUGUCUCAGUGAUCCUUACAAAUGAACAACAGCGAAUGUUUGCUUUCUGUAGUACACUCUGCCUGGUGAACUCAUGUGUGAACCCGCUUCUGUACGCCCUGCGUUGCCGAGAGCUGAGGGGAGAACUUUUAACAUUGCUGGGAUGUUUCAAAGCAUUGAGGGAAUGUAAUUUGGGAAAUACUAAUGUUAUUCAGCAAGAUAAAAAUGGUUGUGAGUUUACAAGAAAUAAUAAGGAUCAUACGCUCAGUGAGAGUAAUCAAGAAACUAUUUCUGAGAGUAUAGACAUGUAGCAAAACAGCGUAUAAAUAUCAUAAAGUGAAGUGUUUUGUUAAUCAUUUUCAUAUUAAUAAUUUGUCAACUCUUUUAUUCAUCUUUGCUGAGGAUGCAGGAAAGCCCAAAAAAUGUAGGUCUUCAGGAUAAUGUUAUCAUGCAUAGUGUGAUAUCAUGACUAUGUUGUUAACGAUAAUGCUUUGCUUCUGAUGGUAAGCUUCCACAUUGCAGUUCUGUUGUUUUGCUGUAAUAAUUUGUAGGACAUCAAAUAAUAAUGGCAUUCUAAUAAGAACAAAAACAUAAGCAACUCAACACAAGCUGCUUAACAGGUUUAUAAGUUUAUGAGUCCACAAUGUUUUCCAUUACCUAAUUUGCAGAAAAUUUCUACAAUGAUAAAUCAAUCAACUCAAUUUUAUGAAGGCUUUCCAUCCAAGGGCUUUGCUCAAGGUUCAUCUAUAUUUAUAUAUAAAGAACCAGCCAGAAGAGUUGGGUCCAGUGAGAAUUAACUUCGGGAAGAGAGGUUCUUUUGCAUCACUUUAAAUGUCAGAAGAAGGUUAUACUCAUCUCCUACAGGACGUUGUUCUAAAUUAAGCUGUGUAAAUUGAGUUAAAUAUUUAUGCACUCACCCAGUCAUAACACCAUAAUGUAAAGAAUUAUGAAAGCUGCUCACUGGGCCCUGGCAAUAGUCACAACACAAAGCUGAUAUAGACUAAUGGGGCAAGUUCUUUAGCUAGAUGUACCUGAAAGCCAUACAGUGUGCUUAACAAUCUGUAAAAUAUUUCUGUAAUGUUUAAUGUGUGUGUUCAUGUAUAUCUUGUCUUUUAUUUUGUAUUCUAGUUCCUGUUUCAUGUCAUGUGUUCCCUAGUCAUGUGAUGUCCUGUUUUCCCUCCAUGUUCAUGUGUCUUUUUUUCCUUGGUUCAUUGUUUGAUUAACUUGUUUAGAGUUCUGUUUGUUCAUUGGUCAUCUUUGUCAUGUGUUCCCCCAUGUCUAGUAUUUAAGCCCUCAUGUUUUCCAUUGUCCGUUGUUAGGUAUUAUGUGUUUGGUACAUUGUUCAUGUCAUGUUGUUUCAUGCUAUGCCAAGUUUAUGUUAAGUCAGGUUCAUGUUUAUGUUAGGUUUAUGUUUCACGUUUAUAAAUAAAAUUGCACUUGAGUUCUUUA